AUGUCCACCACUCUCAUUUUCGGCGGUAGUGGCAAAGUCGCCCGUCACCUCACCAAGCUCCUUUCCGCCGAGCCCGGCGCCACCGUCUACAGCGUCAUCCGAAACCCCGCGCAAAUACCGGAGCUGGAAGAGCUCGGCGCCAACCCCAUCGUCCAAUCCAUCGAGGACACCUUCGUGACCGAGAUCACGGCCACCAUCGAGCACACGGCGCCCGACGCCGUCGUGUGGUCAGCCGGCGCGGGCGGGGGGAAUCCCCAGCGCACGAGGGCCGUGGAUCACGAAGGUGCCAUUAAGGUUUUCGAUGCGUAUGCUGCGGCGGCAACGGGGAAGCCUAAGAGGUUCAUCAUGGUUAGCGCUUUUGAUGUGAGGGAUCGGGAGGGGAAGCCGGUUCCGGAUUGGUAUAAGCCUGAGGAUGUGAAGCGGAGUGAUGCUGUGUGGAAUGCUAUUGGUAUUUAUAUGAAGGCCAAGUUUGAGGCCGAUAAAGAUCUUGUCUUGAAUAAUAAGAGGCGGGGGCUUGAGUAUACGAUUGUUCGCCCCGGAUCUCUGUCGAAUGAGCUGGGCACGGGGAAGAUUCGCGCUGGGAAGAUUGGCAUGUCGGGUGAUAUCCCGAGGGAGGAUGUUGCCGGGGUUAUUCUUGCUUGUUUGAGGAACAAGGAUACGAUUGGGCUUGCCUUUGAUGUUCUUGGACCUGGGGAGGGGGAUUUGUCGAUUUCGGAGGCUGUUGCCAAGGUUGCGAAGAACAAGGAGGAUACCUUUAAGGAUGCCAACAAAGCUGAAAACCCAAGAAAAUCCAUUGCUGUCCCCACCCCCGUGAAGAGUUUCCCUCCUCUUCGAACAUCACCUCCCAUCCCAGGAAAUGUCGGAGCCGGCCAAGAAUCGUCAACACCUAAAACUCUGCUUCUCGAAACGUAUAUCGGCAUGGCGAGAGCUUCUAGAAUCUCGGUAGUCGGGCUCGUGCAGGUUGCGCUGCAUCUAGCGAGCGUGUUGCUUGCGAUUGCGGCACUGGGGACGUUGAUUUGGAAUGCCAUGAGGGUUUCGAAUGCGAUUACGCUUGUUCUCGCGUUUAUUGCUGCGUGUUGGGUUACUAUCUUUGGGAUUGUGGAGGCAGUCAUGCUCCUCGGCAGGAAAGAUCCAAGGAAUCGCCUCAGAGAGCUACGGCCGGCGUGCUUUAUCUUCUUCCACGUCUUCACCAUUCUGUUGAUCGUUGGCGGGUGCGUAUUGAUGGCGUUUACGGACUGGGAGCGGACUGGGCUGGUCGGCGUCAGUACGGAUGCUUCUACGACGGAGAGUGCGGUGGAAAGUACGACUUUUGCGAUUCCGAUGAUUCUUUUGGGGAUAGUUGGCCGUCCGCGAACGGUCGAGCGGCUCCUUCAAGUCCUCGCAAGCUUUCAUACACUUCAGUACGAAAAUGGCCACGACGCCGCCCACGAACAAAUCCCCCCAGAAAUGAAGACAACCCGCCGAGGCGAGGCCCGCCGAGCUCUCGUACCCAUGAGCCACCCCUUGCCCAAGCUCGUCCAGCUCGCCUGUAACUCUUUCCGCCGCCCCGGCGAGCGUCGCAACAGGCAAGACCGGGCGCGAAAGAGCAUGCACGCCCUGAUGAUCCGAUGGCUCACGGGCAGCAAACGAGGGAAUCCGCGCGAGUUCUCGGACUGGAACCUGGAAAAAUUCGCCAAGUACGCCGACACGUAUUUUUUCAUGGGCACGAUUUUCGGAAGACACUGGCGUAGGCGAUACACAGCCCUCGGGAACUGGGAAAGGCGAAUGUGGAUUAUUGGUCUAGGGGAUGGCAAGCGCAGCAUCUUGAGCCACACGUUCAAGAAUUCGCGGGGCCAUGUCUAUAUGUGCGUGAAUGUUCGGGCUUUCCGGAACCAGCCGCUCGACAUGCGUCCAUUGUUCCCCCUCAUCACGACGAUCCUCCAUGAGCUCUGCCACGUCUAUCUCAUGUCGUAUGGGUGCUACUGCACAGACGAGUGUACUAAGGAGAUACCGAGAUGGCAUGGGUUCAGCCACCAUGGAAUGUGCUGGGUAACGCUGUUCGGCAUGGUUGUGCGCGAAAUUCGCGAGUGGGAUCCCCGGCUUGCGGAGUUCGGCCAUGGCGUGAAUACGUAUUACGUCUCCGCUGGAGAUGUUCAGAAGGAGACGGAGGAGCGCGAAGUGAUGUUCGAUAACGAAGAUCAACGGCCAAAUUAUCUUGAUGUGGAGAUGAUGGACCACGAAGAAUAUACGUAUGGGACAUAUGAAGAGAAUCGUCGGAUUAGAGUCUUUGAGAGGAGGCCCAUUCCGAUCCAGCCGAACCAGGAGAAUCAACCAGAUCCACCGGAUGACUCAGAUGAUCCAGAUGAGCCUCGGCCGGCCCCGAGGAGGAAGCGGCGCCGUGAGGUCGACAUUCUUCUAGAGGAAGCCGAGAGGUUUCUAGGGAAGGAGUUUCUGGAAAAGAGGAGGCGGAUGGGAUAA
Scedosporium apiospermum is the source of this 2457-nucleotide messenger RNA. RefSeq lists its product as uncharacterized. Lineage: Eukaryota; Fungi; Ascomycota; Sordariomycetes; Microascales; Microascaceae. The record is from RefSeq and is a predicted model, not a curated record. The coding region runs from base 1 to 2457 and encodes 818 amino acids. The transcript has 4 exons.